CGAGUCGGGCCGGGCAGCAGAACCCCCCCGCCAGGCUGUACCUGCCGUACGGCGCGCACUUCCGCCUCUGACGAAGCAGGUAGGCCACGCCCCCCACGAUCAGAACCCAGCUCAGGUACGAGACGGCGACAUCAUGGCACUCCAUCAGCUCGCUGCUGAUCGGCUCAACUCGGCUGUUUCCGGACACGCGGCUGCUCGCUCGGAUUCUCUGUUAAAAUCUUUUUAUGAUUCACUCCUCCUCCUGACGUCACUCAUUACAGAUCACGCAGACGCAGACCAGUCCAUGGAGACACACACUCCUGUCUCUGAAAACCCUCACACAGAGUACGGACUGACAGAGAACAUCCAGAGGACGGUGGAGAACGAGAAGGCGAGUGCAGAGAAGAUGUCGAAGCAGAAAGUGGACCUGCAGGCGCUGCCCACCAGAGCGUACCUGGACCAAACUGUGGUCCCCAUCCUGCUGCAGGGCCUGUCGGUGCUCGCCAAGGACAGACCUCCGAACCCGAUCGAGUAUCUGGCUGCGUUCCUGCUGAAGAACAAAUCUCAGUUUGAGGAGAGAAGUUAAACUCUGAGCAGCUGAAGAAACUUGUUUGUUUGUUUGUUUGUGAACUUUAGACUGUUGUUUUUUUUUAUUGAGAAUAAACGUUAAAGUGAAAGAGA
Molecule: messenger RNA, 660 nt
Organism: Labrus bergylta (ballan wrasse)
Lineage: Eukaryota; Metazoa; Chordata; Actinopteri; Labriformes; Labridae
Source: RefSeq, a predicted model, not a curated record